Myodes glareolus (Bank vole) is the source of this 1366-nucleotide messenger RNA. NCBI's taxonomy places the organism in Eukaryota, Metazoa, Chordata, Mammalia, Rodentia, Cricetidae. The record is from RefSeq and is a predicted model, not a curated record.
AUGCUGUGGCUCUGGGGACAUACUCUGGGCUCUAACUCUCCUCUGUCUGCUCUUGGUCUCACAGGCAUUCUGGAAUUUAUCAGUAUAGCAGUUGGCCUGGUCAGCAUUCGUGGCGUGGACAGUGGACUCUACCUCGGCAUGAAUGAGAAGGGAGAGCUGUACGGAUCAGAAAAACUAACACAAGAGUGUGUGUUCCGAGAACAGUUUGAAGAGAAUUGGUACAACACCUAUUCUUCCAACCUGUACAAGCACGUGGACACCGGAAGGAGAUACUAUGUUGCAUUAAAUAAGGAUGGGACUCCAAGAGAAGGGACCAGGACUAAACGGCACCAGAAAUUUACACAUUUUUUACCUAGACCAGUGGACCCUGACAAAGUACCUGAACUAUAUAAGGAUAUUCUAAGCCAAAGUUGACAAAGACAGUGUCUUCACUUGAGCCCUUAAAACAUAACCACUAUCAAUGCUUUCCUGCGGUGGGUUCUUAUUGAUUAGCAGGGCCGUCACCUCAGCUCCACUGUUGCCAAACUUUGUCGCAUGCAUAUGUAUGAUGGAAGCUUGGAUGGGGACUUGCUGAUUUGCUCUGCACUUAUGGGCUGGUCCUCCUGGAGGGCUGCCUGGGGCCACUUGCUUGAUUUAUUGUGAAAGCAGGGGAGAGGCUGCGUGAGAGGGUGUGAGUACCUGAGCGGGGGAGGCGAGGGGGACAGCAGCGCGCCAAGAGGACAGCGGCCUGAUGCAUGCUGGGAAAUAGACAUGCUUUUACAUUUUUGAUCAGUUGAACUUCAUCCUAUAUCAGCACAGCUGCCAUACUUCAACUCAUCAGGAUUUUUGGCUGGUGGCCUGCUCAAGGGAGCACGUCUUUCCACAGGCGUGGAGGGCGCAGUCUCACUGAAAAGACUGUCAGUUCAUUCUCACUGAUAUCAUACAGUGAACUCAAAGCAAAGACCUCUUAGUUUAAAAGAAAAAAAAAAGAAAGAAGAAAAGAAAAAAAGAAAAAAAAGAAAAAAAGAAAAAAGGUUAAAUUUAUUUAUAGAGAUUCCAAAGGCAACAUUUUAUUUAUUUUAUAUAUUUAUUUAUUAUAUAGAGUUUAUUUUUAAUGAAAUAUGUACAGGCCAGAUAGGCAUUUUGGAAGCUUUAGGCUCUGUAGGUGUUAAAUGGCAAAGUCGGCUAUGAACCUGUGGUAACUUCAUGCAAGUAGGUAUCCAAGAAAUUCUAAUGGCCCUAAUGUACUAAAGGCGACAAUCUAUUUUGUGCCCAUAUUAUUGUAAACUUCUGCACAUCGCUCACGACACUGAGUAUUCACUCUUCAGAUCGCUUGUUUCAUAGCUUACUCCAGAGGAUUAAAGAUAAACUGGGUCUCAACCCUUCA